Paramecium primaurelia is the source of this 2190-nucleotide messenger RNA. The record is from the annotation of a GenBank genome assembly. NCBI's taxonomy places the organism in Eukaryota, Ciliophora, Oligohymenophorea, Peniculida, Parameciidae.
AUGAGUUUUUGCCCAGAACAUUAAUAGAAAGUAGUUUUUUAUGGUUCAGCAUUUAGUGAAUUAAAAAAUAGAAAGCUGUGUUAGAAAUGUAUUGUAAACAUGAAUAAGAAUUUAAUGCUCAUAGAAGACUUAGAAAAGCAAUUUUCUUUAGUCAAAUUGUAAUUCAUGAGGGAAAUUUAAACGAAGAGAAAUAAGAACUUAGAAGUCUUACACUCUAUCAAGAUCUACCUUCAAAAAUAAAGAAAUUAAAUUUCAGAUGUAAUGAACAUUGCAAUAACAUAUAUCGAUACUUAAGUUGAAUUAAUAAAGAAAGUUAAAGAGGAAUCUCAAGAAACCUUAUAAAUUAGUAAUAAUGAGGAUUUUUAAACCUUUUCCAAAUUGAUAUGUUAAGAAACCUCCAUAUAUAAAAAUAUAUAGGUUUCAUUGCUAUAAUAUAUCAAAAAAGUUAAUUAUACAUAAUUGUAAAAUGAAUCUGAAAAAAUACUCAAUUAGAUAAACAUUGAUGAAUAAAAAUUUUAGGAAAAUGCGUUUAAAGAUUUAUAUAUGAAGUAUAAUUUUAAUAAUGAGUCUGAUAUUAAUAAUUAAUGGAUAUGCGAGGAACAUAAAGAUAAGAUUUACUAUGUAGAUUUAAAUUAAUCUAAUGUAGUUCCAUCUAGAGUAGCAUGUAUGAAAUGUGUGCCAUAAUAUUUUACAUAAUAUACUACACUUGAUACUUUGAAAAAGCUUUGGGAAAAUCGAUCUCUGGAAAUUUAAAGUUCAAUAAACAAAAAUGAUAAAUUCAUUAAUAAAUAGAUUGGAAAAGCAAUAGAAAGCUUGUUAUAAGUUAAAGAUUAAAUUUGUUAAUUAAUUGAUGGUUGUAUUGAAAAGAUUAAUUUAAUAAAAUAAAAUUAGAAUUGGAUUUUUAAAGAAAAUAGAUUUCUUCUAAAAAAGGAUUGGUAAUAUUUAGACAAGAAAGAUAUUAUAUCAAUUGCAAACAUUUUAAGCAAUUAAAAACCUGAAAAAACCUUAAUUAAAGAAAUAGAGAGUUAAUGCAUGUAGUAACUCCUAUUUAUCUAAGUUGAUGUUGAAAGUUCAUAUGAAAAAAUUUAAUCAAUAAUUAGAGAUUAAAAAUCUAUAUUUAGAGAAUAUUUUCACACUGAUGUAAAUUAGUAAAUUUUGUAACCGUCUGAAUAAUUGAUUAAAUCAGUAUAAAUUGAAGAUUCGAAAGAAAAGGAACAAAUAACAAUAGGUUAUUAAAAUUUGCUUAAUUUUGAAUUACUUUAAGAUAAUUCUUAUAAAGAAGAAUAAAUUUAUGCAAUAGCUUUUAAUGAAGAGGUCACUACGAUGAUAGUAGGAAAGAGUAAGCUAAUAACAGUAUUUAAGUUUGAUGGGAAACUGACAUCUAUUUAAGGUUUAAAUUAACAUAAAGAUAAAGUGACAUGUCUUCAUUUCAUGAAAAAAUCAUCAACAUUUGUUUCUGGAGCUGGAGAUAAUUUAAUACUUAUUUGGGAAUUAAAUAAUGAGUAAAUAUGGAAAUUACAAUAAUAACUUGAUGGCCAUUCAGGAGCUAUUUGCUGUUUGGUCUUAUCAAAAAAUGAAAAUUUAAUGAUCACAGGAGCAACAGAUAAGAAAAUAAUGAUUUGGAAAAAAUUGAAUUAAUGGAUUCAUUUUUAAACUUUAUUCCAUCAUGAAAAUGAAAUUAAUUCUUUAUCAUUAAAUUAAGCUGAAAAUUAGUUGAUUUCUUGUGCUAGACAAGAGAACAAGAUUAUUAUCAGUACUAAACAUAGUAAAGAUCUAUUGUGGUUAGAAGCAAGAUAUAUUCAAACAACUUAAUGGGGAUUAAGUUUAAGCUUCAUAAAUGAUUCACUCUUUACAUUUUAGCCUUAUAAUUAGAAAGUCCUAGAGCUGUAUUAAAGAAAAGAAGGAAGCGAAGAGUUUCUUAAAUCAGGCCAGAUUGAGCUAAAGAAAAAUAGCGAAAGCAUGAAAGUUUCUUCAUAGAUAUAUAUCAAAUCUAAAUCUGUUUUUUUCCAUUAAAAUGGAUCUUAAAUUUUCAUUUUUAGAAUAACAGAUGAUUUUGAAUUCAUAAUCAAAAGCUUUGAAUUUCAAUCAGAUAGGAUAGUAGGAUGCAUUACUCCAGACUGCAAAUAUUUAGUGACUUGGGAUGAUCAAUCAGAAUAAUUACAAAUCAGAAAAUUGCUUAAAUAAAUAUGA